UUGAGUGAAGUGGAUACUUCUUGGAUUGAAAGAAAGAAGUUGAUUGUAGGCAGGCUAGACGCUGGAAAGAAAUUCCGAAUUAUUUUCAAUAUAUAUUCCUUCUUUUUAUCUAAUUUUGUACUAAGUGUAGUAUGAAUGCACAAUGAUUCAUUUUAAAGACAACAAGAACAAAUCGGCACUCAGUACAAGAUGGGCGCAAAUGUCGAAACAAGAACAAAUUAUCGAGAGAAAGAAAAUGGAGAUACAGGCCAAGUUGGAGGCCCAAAAGCAGGCUGCAGCGCUCGCCGCUCAAGCUAAACUAUCGAAUCCAAGCCAAAAAGAUGACAAAAAUUCAGUCAACAUAUUUUCCAAUGAUGGCAGUUUUAUGAACCAAUUCAAAGCAUUGCUUGAGAAACAACAGCAGGACAAGCAAGAGAAACAAGAACAAGAGAAACAACAAACUGAAGAAGAAACAAAACCGAUUAAACAUGAGAUUAAUGAAAUACAGAGUCAACAAGAUGAUGACUUUGAUAGAGACCGUUAUGGUCCAGGAAUGGAUGAUAGAAGGAAUUCGGGAGAUAGGAGCCAGAUUCAAAGGGACAAGAAUCGGCGGUGGAAUGAAAGAGGCCGGCCCCGUCCUCACAGUCCCAUAACUCCUGUUAUAGAACUUAUUGAUACCAAAAAUCCACACAGUAUCCCACCUCUUAUGCAAAUUCCUGUAAUGCCACCAAAUUCCCAACCUUCCGAUUCUGAUCGUAACCAAUGGCUUCUUGGUUCAAAGUCUGAUGAAGAUCCUGAUUCCAGUGCGGAGCUAAGCACAAAUAUGGGCCCAGGUCCUUUGGGACCUGGACCUCUACCUCCAGGUAUCAUGGGUCCCAGUUUAAUGGGACCUGGUCCUAACAUGGGACCAGGACCAAAUAUGGGCCCUGGUCCUAAAAUGGGACCUAACUCUAAUUUAGGGCCUGGACCUUUGAUGCCGGGCUCAAACAUGGGACAAGGCCCUAACAUGGGACCUGGACCUAACAUGGGACCUGGGUCGAAUAUGGGGCCAGGACCUAAUAUGGGUCCUGGAUCAAAUAUGGGACAAGGGCCAAAUAUGGGCCCUGGACCUGGUCAAAAUAUGGGUCCGGGACCUAAUAUGGGCCAUGGUCCAGGAAUGGGUCCUGGACCUAUGAUGGGCCCCAGAGGUCCUAUGCCACCAAUGCCGCCCGGUGGCCCUAUGCCACCAUUUAUGGGAGGGCCACCCAAUUUCCCUAUGCCGCCAAACUUCAUGGGCCCGAAUGGCCCAGGUGGCCCAUGCGGUCCAAUGCCACCUAACAUGUGUGGUCCAAAUAUGGGACCUGGUGGACCUGGCCCCAAUGGGCCCAUGCCUCCAUUCUUUGGUCCGCCAUUCCCCAAUCCUAUGAUGGGACCUAAUGGUCCCCCCAAUUCAAUGAUGCCUCCAAAUUCUAUGAAUAAUUCCAAUAUGCCGUUUAUGGGUGGACGCCCACCAUUCGGGCCUAACGGUCCUCCGAACUUUGGGAAUGGCUCUGGGCCUCCUAUGCCUCCUUUCAUGCCACCUAACUCUAUGCCUCCGAAUUCCAUGCCAAUGCAUCACCCUGACUCUAAGCCUAUGGAUAACCCUCCAAUGAAACCAGAAGGGAUGACAGUACCCCCACCUAUGCCUCUGAGCCUAUUGGCAAACCUGAAAGACAUGGAUAACUCUGCAGCACCCUUCAAGCCAUCACAAGUUCUCUCUGCAGAUUCGUUGCCGCCGUCAGUACUCCGCGCAGCCGGCGAAGUCGCGUGCAACGGCGACCACUGGGAAAAUGUCCUGAAAGCAAUUCACUCACAAGAUCAAAAUUUGUGGUUCCUUCACAACACAAAUUCGAACGAGUACAAGGUGUUUAGAGAUCUCGUUGGUAAGAUAAGAGCUGAACAGGGCGACAAGAAGCCUGAAGUCAAGCCUGAGGACAAAUAUGAGCCUGAAUUCAGUCUGGAAGACGACGAUAGUAAUGAUGAUUACAGAUAUAACAAGGAUGAUAGUACAGACAGACCAUUCAAACGUGAACAAGCGAGCUCUCAAAGCGAUGAGGAGUCAGACAGCAAGCGAGAGAGACGUAAGAAGAAGAAGUCUAGAUGGAGCGAUGAGCCACCGGCCGCUGAUAUUAAACCUCCCGGCGUAGUCGCUCCUAUGCCUGGCUUGUUACCAGGAGCUAAAUUGGCUAAGAUAGACGAAGAAGGAAUAAAACUGAGCACAGUGAACCGCAAUAAUCAAGCGUUGAUGCAAUAUGCUAUGACCAACUACGGUACUACCAACUUAAGCGCUGAAGAUUGGAAGAAAUGUGAAGAUAAUUUCAAGCUUAAUCUUUUGUAUCAGGACAUGUUAAAGAAACGCCAAGAAGUUGAGCGUUUGGCUGCCGCUGGCAAAUACAAGUAUGAAUACGACAGCGACGAGGACACUGCAGAGGGUACCUGGGAACAUAAGUUAAGAGCUAAAGAAAUGAAUGCAACUGAGAAAUGGGCGGACGAGUUAACAAAACAGGCGGCUGGAAAACAUCACAUCGGAGAUUUUUUACCACCAGAAGAACUUAGAAAAUUUAUGGAGAAAUACUCGGCGUUUAAAAGUGGCAAGGAGCCAGAUUUGAGCGACUACAAAGAAUUCAAGUUGAAGGAAGACAAUGUUGGUUUCAAAAUGCUACAAAAGCUGGGCUGGACUGAAGGACAAGGCCUCGGCGCAGAGGGUUCAGGAAUCGUAGAACCUAUUAACAAAGCAAAUCAGCCCGUAGCGAACUUGGGUCUCGGCGCAUCCACCUCUGACGUUGUAUCGGCCGAGGACGAUGAAUUCGACGCCUAUAGGAAACGGAUGAUGCUCGCCUAUCGCUUUAGGCCAAACCCUUUGAACAAUCCACGAAGACCGUAUUAUUAAGAAGAAUUUAUGAAGACUUAUUAUAUUCCCGUAGCUAGGCAUGUUAUUAUGUAAAGGCGUAAGCUUGUUUCUGCGGAGUUUACUAUCUUAGGUAUUAUUCCUUUUUAUGAAUGGUUGCUAAUAAUGUUCUAAUUAUGCUGCCAAAUGUAUGUAUUUAUGCUUAUCAGUUACUGAAUUAGUAGGUACAUACUUAAGUUCCUUGCUUAAAGUACAGUACAAAUUAUGAAUCCCUUUUUGUAAAUUGCCCCUGUAUUUAUAAAUAUCGUAAAUAUUUUUGAAAAUUCGUAAUUGCAUGAGAGAAAAACAGAUUCGAUAAAGCAGAUUUUUUAUAAAUAUGGGGGUAAAUAGCCUUUAUGUACUUACGUAAGUACAAUUUUAUAGCACGACGAAUCAUGAUUUUAAAUCCGUAUUCUAGAACAUUACUCAAACUUUUACUGCAUGGACGUUUAAAGCUACUCGGUAAGUGGCAUCAAUCUAUGAAUUGAGAUCAAAGGAGUAUCGUUCUAGAAACGGACACAUUCCUUUUUCGAAUAUUUUAAGGACGGCUCUCGGGUCGGUUUUAAUAUAGACGCAGCUACAGAUCUAAGUAUAUUUUAUAUCACAUAACUUUGUAUGUAACUAAAUGUGUUCCAAACAAAUAUUAUAAGUACCUAGACACAAAAUUAUAAAACCUGUCCUUUUAAAAAAAUACAGCGAUCUUAAUAAGACCAUAGAUGUUACAAAUUAUGAGUGUUUGUUCGUAAAACUUAAGCAAAAGUUGGUUCUAGCCAGUUGUCAAUAAAGGAGAUUUUAACGGUAAAGGCA
This is a messenger RNA of Helicoverpa zea (corn earworm), 3691 nucleotides long. RefSeq names its product arginine-glutamic acid dipeptide repeats protein-like. The transcript is spliced from 13 exons. The coding region runs from base 143 to 2887 and encodes 914 amino acids. Gene Ontology annotation, molecular function: RNA binding. Gene Ontology annotation, cellular component: nucleoplasm. The record is from RefSeq and is a predicted model, not a curated record. Lineage: Eukaryota; Metazoa; Arthropoda; Insecta; Lepidoptera; Noctuidae.